GAUGGCUCUAGCACUGCUGUCACGCCAAGUGACGGCUUUGCUCUAACAAGCAAAUUUUUUUUUACGAAGGUGGAGGUUUAUGUGCGAAAAAAUCUUCUUAAAUCUAAGUUAAAAGUGUGAAAAAGUGAUUAAAGAAUAUUCUAAAGGAGCCUCUGAGGACACAUGGAGACGACAAAUCGUACAAAUCAGCUUCAUGGUACGAAUAACACGGACCUUUUUAGCCUAGAGCUGAGCAGUAGCAGCGACGAUGAAGAUCAAGAAGACUUUGAAAAAGAUUCUCCAGUCGAGAGUGAAAACCCUACAAAUGGUCCAAAAAAGUGUCAAGAGUGCGGAUUAUCCUUUGAUCUGUAUCAAACCCUACAACUCCACAUUCUCAAUGUCCAUCGAAUAGAUCGGGCAGCCUUCAAUAGUAGCGAGGAGGAGUAUGUCGAAGAGAGCGACAAUGUCCCCAGCAUGGACGCAGAUCAGCCACUCAAUGUCGUAGGAUGCGAUCCGGACGAGGUGCCUGACCCUAAACCAUUCAAAUGCAAACAAUGCACCAAAUGCUUCAUGAUUGCUAAACAUCUUGAGAUGCAUAUGCAGGUGCAUGAGCUGAAACAGAAAACAGAGGCAGCUUAUAGAGGCGCCGCGGCUGCGAUGCGUGGCAGCGUGCAUGAAUGUCGGUUUUGUCAUGCGCCUCAGCGCAGUGUUUCGGGGCUGAGGGCGCACGAGAGACGCCACUUAAGGGUGGACAAAGAAACUGAUAAACUCAAAAUUCCGCCCAAGAAGAGACGGGGUCGCUCGAAUCGUCCCCAAGCCACAAAAUCUCCUGAGAUUCGUGUUCACGAUGACGAUGAGAAUGAGGAUAAGGAAUCUGACGAAUGGAGCAAUGAGGACUAAAAGGCUAAUGCGAAUGUGAAGGAUGGAGGACUCACAUGCGUCUACAUUUAAAGAUUCUCAACAAAAGAACACCAUUUAUACAUGUUAAGUAUCGUAAGAGGAAAAAAAAAGCUUACAUCCGGGCGCAGUGCAUCGUUGAGCGGCUGAAUCCAGAAAUUCCGGCAACUCGAUGGGUUCAAAGCAACAUUUUAUCAUUGAAGACAUUUUCUUUUUCUAAAAAACUUCUUUUUCUCUUAUCACUUUUCACUUUAGAGACACAAAUCACAAAACUGUUUUUUUUUAUAAGGUGAAAUACUGAUUUAUUUUUAAAGAUUUUUUUCUUAAGUAGUUCACUACAAAAUUGUAAUUUAAAUUAUUUUUAAGUGUGCCUCUGAAGGGAGGGGAUUUUUAAGAGAGAAGAAGAUGCACGUUAUUAUUGGUAGAAUGUGUGGAAAAUUAAAUUCUGGAACUUAUUUUUUUUUUAUUUUAGAACAAUGUGAUUGCGAGAAAAAUUAAACUUUUAGGAGGAAAUAUAGAGAGUAUAAGAAUUAUCAUUAAAAUAGUGAAAAAAGUAUAAAAAAUGAAGUUUGAGGAAAAUAAAAAAAAUAGCAAAGAAUAAAUAA
Phlebotomus papatasi is the source of this 1481-nucleotide messenger RNA. RefSeq names its product zinc finger protein 136-like. Gene Ontology annotation, cellular component: nucleus. The transcript has 3 exons. The record is from RefSeq and is a predicted model, not a curated record. Gene Ontology annotation, biological process: regulation of transcription by RNA polymerase II. Gene Ontology annotation, molecular function: DNA-binding transcription factor activity, RNA polymerase II-specific; RNA polymerase II transcription regulatory region sequence-specific DNA binding. The coding region runs from base 163 to 879 and encodes 238 amino acids. NCBI's taxonomy places the organism in Eukaryota, Metazoa, Arthropoda, Insecta, Diptera, Psychodidae.